UUACAGUUAGUGGGUCGGGUCUUCGCUUCUUUUAUUGGGUCAACGGUGCAUACUUUUCCUUCUUCUUCUUCUUCUUCUUCCUCCCAUUUAUCUCUGUAUCUCUGUGCAAUCUGUGCCAAUACGAAUCUCCCCCGGUUCUUCAUAACCCUUUUGCCUAGAUAUGCUGAUUCGUGAAUUUUCUGUUGAUUAGUCGUUUUUCUUUUGCAAUUAUGUACGAUUUCUGUGAUUUCUCCCUCGUUCUUCCAAUUAUUUCUCUGAAUUUUUGCUGGGUCAACUCUGUUCGUCCUCUGCUAGCUCUUUGUCUUCAAUCCUCAGAUCAUGAUCUCUAGCAUCUGGUCCAUUUGUGUUAGUGAUUGACUUUGGUUAAAGGGUGUCUUCGCAAGCAAUCCUGACCCUCACCCCCCCUUCGAUUAGAACUUGUUUUGCUUUUAUGAUGGGUUUUGUUCGAUUAUGUUUUGCGUUUGAAGUUCUUUUUGUUGUUCUAUUGAUGAACCGCUGAAAGGAGCUUUUUCAGUAAUAAUUUUCCCUAUUUGUAUUUUGUUCCAAAUCCGUGUUUUGGGGUUUGUAGAUUCUUUGUCUUGAUUUGAGUAUCUGAGCGUUUGAAAUUUUGCUGAAUCUGUGUUACUUUUGAGCUCCUUUCUUAGUGGAAACGCAUCUUGUAAGUCAUGGACAGUGCCAAUGAUCCUUCCUCGUCCCCAAGUUUCGCCUCAUCGUCUUAUGUGUCAAAUGGGUCUAGUUAUAACAACGUUCCUGCAGUAUUCAGCCAUGACCCUUCUGCAAAUUCUGAUCAUAUGUGUCUUAGCAAGCUAAGUGCAAACCUUGAGAAGCUUGUGGUUGAUUCUGACUAUGACUAUACUGAUGCUGUGAUUGUUGUUGAGGGCAUUGAUGUGGGUGUUCAUCGAUGUAUAUUGGCGGCUCGGAGUCAGUUUUUUCAUGAGCUUUUUAAGCAGGAAAUGGAUAGCUCCACCAAAGAUGACAAGCCAAAAUAUUGUAUGUCUCAGUUGGUACCUUUCAGCAAGGUUGGAAUUGAAGCUUUUAAAGUUAUCUUGAAUUACUUGUACACGGGAAAGCUGAAGCCAUCACCACCAGAAGUGUCAACGUGUGUGGAUGAGGCCUGUGCUCAUGAUGCAUGUGGCCCUGCUAUCAAUUAUGCAGUGGAAUUGAUGUAUGCUUCUGCCACUUUCAAGAUGAAAGAGUUGGUUUUGCUUGUACAGCGUCGACUCUUGAAUUUUGUUGAGAAAGCUUCUGUGGAAGAUGUUAUAACUAUACUGAUUGCUGCAUUCCAUUGUCAACUGGACCAGCUGCACAUCCCCUGCAUUCAAAGAGUGGCAAGGUCGGACCUCGAUGCUGUAUCUUUAGAGAGAGAGCUUCCUAGUGAAGUUGCAAGUGAGAUUAAAGCAUUGCGUAUGAAAUCUCAGCAAGAGACUGAACCAAAUAUGGUGGAAGAAGUGGACCUGAACCGUGAGAAGAAAAUCAGGAGGCUCCACAAAGCAUUGGAUUCUGAUGAUGUUGAACUACUGAAACUUCUUUUGAGUGAAUCUUCUGACAUUACCUUGAAUGAUGCUUAUGCCGUUCACUAUGCCACUGCCUAUUGUGAUCCUAAGGUCAUUAAGGAGGUUCUUAAUCUAGGCUUGGCAGAUCUCAAUCUUAAGAACCCUAGAGGACAUACAAUUCUUCAUGUUGCGGCAAGGCGUAAGGAUCCUAAAAUCAUUGUGGCCCUUCUGGACAAGGGAACCUCUGCAUUAGAACCUACAGCUGAUGGACAAACUGCUGUUACCAUAUGUCGAAGGCUGACUAGACCUAAGGAUUAUAAUGAGACGACUCACAAGUGUCAGGAAUCUAACAAAGAUCGGUUAUGUAUUGAUGUGUUGGAGAGAGAGAUGUGUAGGAGUUCUAUCUCUGGUAGAAUGGAAAUGACAACUCAGAUUUCCGCUGCUGACAUGCACGUGAUGCUAGACUAUCUAGAAAAUCGAGUGGCCUUUGCUCGUCUUUUUUUCCCUGCCGAGGCCAAGGUCGCAAUGGAGAUUGCGGAUGCAGAUUCAACAAUAGCAUAUACUGGCCUUGUAUCAUCCAAGGGAUCAUCUGGCAACUUGCUUAAGGUUGACUUGAAUGAAACACCAUCUGUUGGAACCAAAAGACUCCAAUCCAGAAUGCAAGCUCUAAUGAAAACAGUGGAGACAGGUCGACGCUUUUUCCCUCAUUGCUCGGAUGUUCUCGACAGCUUCUUAGCAGACGACAUGCCCGAUCUUCUCUUCCUCGAAAAGGGAACUCCAGAAGAGCAGAAGAAGAAGAAGACUCGUUUCAUGGAACUUAAAGAUGAUGUACAGAAGGCAUUCUGCAAGGACUUAGCAGAGAAUAACCGAUCAGGUUUUUCAUCUUCCUCAUCUUGUUCCCCUCCAAAAGUGGGAGUAAAUCAGAAAGGUAGGAGAAAAUAAAGUGAGAGUUGUGCUAUAUUUUUGUAGGUAACAUCCAGUUGAACGUUGCAUAGAAUUUUCUGUGGAAGAAUAUUUAUAUUAUAGGAAUGUCUUCUCUGUAUGCUGUUCUUGGCCUGUAAAAUAAUUCUAACUUAUUAGUUUCUAGGAAAAAGAAAUUGGGCACUUUUCUAGUGGA
Molecule: messenger RNA, 2610 nt
Organism: Cucurbita pepo subsp. pepo (vegetable marrow)
Lineage: Eukaryota; Viridiplantae; Streptophyta; Magnoliopsida; Cucurbitales; Cucurbitaceae
Source: RefSeq, a predicted model, not a curated record